UGUUUUAGGAAAUUAACUGGCAUACAUGCAAAUAUUUUUUGACUUACUUUUUCACUUCUUAUUUUAAUUUUGGAUAGAUGCAGGCAUAUUUGUAAGACCAUUGGAGGGAUGGAGAGCUCAUGAAAGCAUCCAGGGAGCAUUGUUCCUCUUUUACAUGAAACUGAGACGGAAUGAUCUGAUCAAACUGGAGCUUUGCUUCUUUUAUUUUAUGGGGCAACAGCAUCUGCCCCCUCCUGGUUUAGGGAGUCCCUUGGAGUCAGCAGAGUGUGUUGUGGAGCUGUGAACGCGUGGGUUGUCCUUAAAAAAACAUGUAUCCUGCAGGGGGAUGGGGGGGUGGCAGCAUUGAGAUGCAUGAGGGGUUAUCUGUUUCCAGACCAGUAGGAGGACGGACAAGUCUUGAGAAGCAUCUCCAGCACACUGCAUGGUGUCCUCAUAACCAAAACUGACCAGCAGACUGAAGAAGCCGCUCCUGCAUGGAGAUACAUUUGGAUGAAAUCUUUUCUCAUGAGGAUAUGAAAGAAAAUACAACUUCAGUUUAAAAUCUGAGGCUUUAAAAGUGAAGGAUCCAUCAUCCCCAUUUGAACCCCUGCGUCCAUCCAUGCCGUCAUGUCGGUGUCCCUCUCCUGCUUCCCUGUAGUGCUGAACGAGAAAAGCUACCAAGAAAACAUGCUCAAGAGCAGUCCCGUUCGGGGUUUCUACCCUGCUCCUCAUCACUACAUGGACUUCCUCCCGCGCACGCACAACCUCCUGGACCCGCUCAAAUCUCUCGGCCGGCUGGUGUCGGACACCCGCGCAUCCCUGCCUCUCAACAUGAAUAACCCGUUCGUACUGCAGAGCAGCCACACCGCCUCGGUCCUGCACGAGCUGUGCGUCCCCGGCGCGCCGUACCUGAGCCACAUGAUGCCCAUGUGGUCAAAAGCGGAGGAGCUGGCCGCUGUGGUGACGGAGCACGCGGCCGACCCGCUGUCCACAGACUUCAGCAGCAAGUCCGGUGAGAGGUCCACCACCUCCUCAGCCUCUACUCCGCCCAAGGAGGCGCUGCUCCGCGCCCUUUGCGCAGAUCAGUCACCUCAAAAGAAGACAGCCACUUAUGAUUUCAGCGAGGAGGACUUGUUCAUGGUGCUUUAUGGGUACUCCAGCAGCCAGGAGCGCAGCGGGGGUCACGCCAUCUCAGGGGUGGUCCUGCCGGAAAAUUCAGAGUCCCACACACCUUCACUACACAAAGAAACUCUUGAACUUCCAGAAGGUUUGGUCAUCCUCCACGCAGUGUGGGGAAACGUGUCCCAUUGUGGGGUUUUUGCGGAAAAGAGCUGCGUGCCGAAAGGCGCGCGCUUCGGGCCUUUCCAAGGAAAACUGGUGAACACCAGCGAGAUCAAAACAUACGACGACAACACUCUAAUGUGGGAGGUGUUUGAGAACGGCCGCCUGAGUCACUUCGUGGACGGCAGAGGCGCGUCGGGAAACUGGAUGUCUCUUGUGAAGUGCGCUCGUUUCCCAGAGGAGCAGAACCUGGUGGCGGUUCAGGUCCAGGGUCAGAUCUUCUACGAGGUCUGCAAGGAGAUCGGUCCAGGCCAAGAGCUCCUGGUGUGGUACGGGGACUGCUACACGCAGUUCCUCGGGAUCCCACUCACGCUGAAAAACCCGAGAGAGGACACAACAAGCGAGCUUCCCUUCACAGAAGAUGCAGGCGAAGGCUACAAGUGUGACAGGUGCGGGAAGGUGUUUGCCUACAGAUACUACAGAGACAAACACCUGAAGUACACGCGCUGCGUGGACCAGGGAGACCGGAAGUUCCCCUGUCACCUGUGCAACAGAUCCUUUGAGAAGAGGGACAGGUUACGGAUCCACGUCCUCCACGUGCACGAGAAGCACAGACCUCACAAGUGCUCCGUGUGCGGGAAGAGCUUCUCUCAGUCCUCCAGCCUGAACAAGCACAUGCGCGUGCACUCCGGGGAGCGGCCUUACAAGUGCGUGUACUGCAACAAGGCCUUCACCGCCUCCAGUAUCCUGAGAACCCACAUCCGCCAGCACUCCGGAGAGAGGCCCUUCAAGUGCAAGCACUGCGGGAAGGCCUUCGCCUCCCACGCGGCCCACGACAGCCACGUCCGACGGACCCACGCCAGAGAGCAGCCGCACCUGUGUGAGCUGUGCGGAGCCUCCUUUCAAAAGGAGCAGGAGCUCAGGCUCCACACGAAGAGCCACAAGAAGAGGCAAAUCCCAGACAGCAUCUCUGUCUCAUCUUCCUCAGUGGCCGGGCUGCCGGAGGACUCUUUACAGGAGGAUCACUCAGAAAUUCUGAAGAACAAGGACCUGAGCAUCUUUCCUUACACAGCAUUAAAUUCUGAAUAUCGACCCUGGAAUUAAACCUUUACAUUUCUGUGACGUAUCAUAAAAAAAGGCAAAAACAGAAAUGGCUUCUUUUAAUCUGAGGUUUUCUUUCUUUCGCUGCUGCUUGGUGAUGUGGCCGUUUCCUGCUUCAUUUGAAAAGACAAUUAAUGAUCUAAAUUAUAUGGAAUUUUAUUUAUGUGUCAAUGUUCAAUUUUGUUCUGUGGCUAAAAGCUGACGACCUUCAAGUUAUUUUUAUUGUUAGCUUCAAAAAGCAAAAUAUUCCGUUUCAGAUGUGAAUCUUAUUGUGUUUCUUUUGUGUUUCUUUUUACAUUGAUCCCUUCCUCCAUCACUGCAAAUAAAGACUAAGUGCAUGGUGAGACAGUGUUUUAGAUUUGAUUUGAAGGGAAACUCGUCUUGUCCUCUAUUAAAAUGAUUGGUGUGGGUGAGAAGCAGCAAAUAGAGCUUUUAAAACAGGAACAUGUAUGUUGCACUGCAGUUAAAACAGCUAAAUAAUUCAGAGAAGGCCCCAAGUCCUGUUCCCUGUGUGCUGUUCCUUUUUCAGCAUCCACCUCUCCUCUCUGCCCUGUGAUGAUGGAGGUUAAUGAAAAUGAGGGAACCCUCCUAGUGGAUGAAUGACAAUAAAGUGAAGCUGUAAAGUGGCCUAUUGGCUCCAAAACAAAGGAGCUCUGUGUGACUGACAUCUGCCCUCACACUGUCACCAUGUGUCUUCCUGGAGAUGGAUAGAUGGAUAAGGAAAACAGCCCUAUCUGAUGGUAGUCUCCAGGGUCAGAGGUCACCUCCGCCCUGAAUGUUUAACAGUCCUCCUCCCCCGUCAAAUAGGCAAAAUAUGGAUGCUUGAACAAGUGUAGAUCAACCUCCAAUGGACCUGUUCUUUUCAACAACCUCAGAGGCACCAUUGCUCAUGGCGACACUCCCCUUGGUGGGUUUGCAGGAGCAAAAGAGGCGGAGGAGAAGGCUGAGGAAACAAAAGGAGAAGGGAGAGAAUGAGCUGCCAGAGCUGAAAUACUGAGAUUGUUAGCGUGCCGUGCCAAAAGAACGGUUUUACUAGCGCCUCCUCUGAUUGGCUGAUUUAGGGUGGAUGCUCCUGGAUGAAAGAAUUUUUAUCUGGGUCG
Molecule: messenger RNA, 3461 nt
Organism: Oryzias latipes (Japanese medaka)
Lineage: Eukaryota; Metazoa; Chordata; Actinopteri; Beloniformes; Adrianichthyidae
Gene: prdm14
Product: PR domain containing 14
Biological process (GO): regulation of transcription by RNA polymerase II
Cellular component (GO): nucleus
Molecular function (GO): RNA polymerase II transcription regulatory region sequence-specific DNA binding; protein binding
Source: RefSeq, a predicted model, not a curated record